GAUUAAUCGUUUUUCGUUUGGGAAAAAAUCAUGCUUCUGUAGUUUUGUCGUUGUGACAGGCCGGUGGGUGUCACUCCUGGUGCCGUGCUCGCCGUGAGCGGACUCUUUACACGCGUGAGCUACCCCGUAGAAUUAUUACAGGCGACAAGGAUCAUGGCUACCGUUACCGAGCAGAAGGAUGCGGGAAAAGGCGAAUAUUCUUCCACCCGAGGAGCUUCAGACAGAGGACCGCAGACUUCUGACAACACUGAUAGCGACGAAAAGCAUAAUAGCGAAGAUAGCAGCCCGCCAACUGAGCAGGUAGAGAAGAACAGGCGAGAAAAGAUUGCCACACGGGAUCCCUGGGAGAAAAUCAGUCUUGUGAUCUCCCGCUCACUGGACGUCGUAGCUUUGAGCCUUUUUACGAAUGGUUUCAUGACUAGGCUUUUUGUCCAGAAGAUUUUCUUGUUGGGUAACUUACUACUUAUCACCUAGGACUCACACACACACGAACAAACGACCCUUGAAGGGCGAAGGUUCAUGGACACUCAUGCACGUCAAUGCUAGCUCUAAUGUUUGGCUGCAGGUUUUAUCUGGUCUGUGGGUGGGUGAAACGAGUCGAGCCGCUCUGUUUUCUUCGGCACUGUCGGAUGUAUUGGGCAUAGCGUUUGUCGAGGUUCUGCUCUUUUCAGUGACUAUCGGCUUACGGCAGCAUCAGCGGGAUGGUGCAGAAGAUGAGAAUAUACAGAGAAAGGCUAAAACAACGGGCGGGCAUUCAGCAGUGGACGAUAGCGAUCUGGAGAAACGCGCGGCGUUAAAUGGCUUAGGAUCCCUGCGCAGUGCUUCUGAGGAGAAGGAAGAUAGGAGCAGCAAGAAACCAGUCUUGCGCAUGCAGCGACCACUGUUCGCGACGGUCGUGUUCGCGUGGUCAGGCUUUUUCUGUCGCGCCGCCUUGAACAUAAUCGUCUUCGGGACCUUUUUAAUGCGACCAGGUUCCUUCCGAGCAGGAGUGAUGGGUUCCGCGGGGGCUGCCUUGGCAGAUCGCUAUUCUGCUGGAGGCUACUUUAGAUUAGGUGCUAUUCUGGGGAAUGACCCCGAGACAAUUCUGUUAUGGGUCCUGUGUGCAGGUGCAGUCUUAACGCGGCUGCAUCGCUGUGCGGCUAUGCUGUUCCCUGCAUUCUCGCGAUCGCUGGUAUGCGGGCGACUCAGCGUCGCUACACGUGUGGCCGACUGUUUUGCGUUUUUAUACGUGGGAGUUUGCUUUCACUUCCGGGAACGGGCCCGAGCAGGUACUCUGGUUCUGUGUCUGAAUACGCUGCUUUUGGUACUUGAUGCGUUGCAGGUGCGUGAGCACAACGAGAGAGAACGCAUAGCGCAAGUAGAACAUCGCAUUUUGCGCCAGCGGCAACUUCGGCGGGAACGGAAACAACAGCGUGAGGAAGAGCAGCGUGCGCGUGAGGAAGGGCAAGCAGCUCCUGGCGAAGCUAAUACGGGUGAAACGGACAAGGAUGUCAUCAAGAAGAACAUUUGCGAGAUGAAGCGGCCAGCGAAGAAAACUGAAGUCGAAAACGGCAAUGUUGAAGACAGUGGAAGGGAUGUCUGUCAAGAAGACCACAACAAGCUCGCGACGACAGACGAGGAACAGAAGAACAAUAGCAAGCACACGAAAACUGAUGCAAACGAAGAGACCAAGAACAAGUCAACACAUGGAAUGUCUGAACAAAAUGCUGUUGAGAGACAAGUUUUAGUUUCCGAAGGAUCGGGGGGGGUUUCGGCAGUAUGGUCGGCGUAAAGCUGAGUCGCCCGUCUCGUUUCACGAGGCGAACACCAAAGAAAAUGCAUCUGGUGCCAACCACGUGAGAGACGGGGAGACAUCGUGUGCAGCAAAGCAAACGACAUCUUCAAGCAGUGCUCUAUCUCCUGGUGCCACGUUCUGUACGACACGUCGUUUACAGAAGGACUCUGCGAAUACUCCGUGCCCAGAGCAGCAGAACAAGAAUGAGAUUACCAUUAGUGCAACACUGCUGAACGAUCGCACGAUUGGAGCCCAUGAGGCUGGUGCUGGAGGUAUUCUAUUGUCAAAUUCAAGGAAAGAAAGACUUCUCCCUCCGAAUUGACUGGCACUGGCUGUCAACAGCUGCGGGGGGGUGCAGCCUCAUUUCCCCGCAUCUUCAAGAAACACCACCACUGCUGAUGCAACGUAGCGCGUCGCUACCUGCGUGUUAUUGUUCUGCAAGUUGCAACUUCUAUUGCAGGGCUGGAGCAUUUUGCAGCAGGACACGGCAUGCAGAGUCGAACUUUUGUACGAAGCUCGGUAGACGUCAGAGCAUCUCUACGAGUUCAAUAUCUGUAACGAUCUUCGAGGUAGGUCUCAGGGAAGAUUUCAGGUAUUUAUUAUGGAAGGAAAAAACACUGACCCAAGACAAUGCUGG
This is a messenger RNA of Amoebophrya sp. A25, 2411 nucleotides long. Lineage: Eukaryota; Dinophyceae; Syndiniales; Amoebophryaceae. The record is from the annotation of a GenBank genome assembly.